AUGGCGGAUCUGCUCUACCGUUUCAAGCGGUACAACCCUGGAAAAAAGCUCAACCUCAACUUCAUUGCCGAUCCUCCCCCUCUUCCUGAAGGCAUAACCGAAGAAAUGAUCAAGGACUACGAGGGGGAGCCAGAAGAGGCUCAUGCCGAUGCCGAGGAGGAUACUGCUAAAGGCGAUGGGGUCGCUGCCGAGACUGAGGCCAUGGAUAAUCUUCUCCAAAAGCUUCUUCUCAUUGUCAACUAA
Prunus armeniaca (apricot) is the source of this 243-nucleotide messenger RNA. The record is from the annotation of a GenBank genome assembly. Lineage: Eukaryota; Viridiplantae; Streptophyta; Magnoliopsida; Rosales; Rosaceae.